This is a messenger RNA of Gaeumannomyces tritici R3-111a-1, 406 nucleotides long. RefSeq lists its product as hypothetical. The record is from RefSeq and is a predicted model, not a curated record. Bases 1 to 327 code for a protein of 108 amino acids. The transcript is spliced from 3 exons. NCBI's taxonomy places the organism in Eukaryota, Fungi, Ascomycota, Sordariomycetes, Magnaporthales, Magnaporthaceae.
AUGAAGUUCUCUAUCAUCGCCCUCCUUCCCGCCGUUAUGGCCGUGGCUGUUCCCGCCGAUCUUGCUCGCCGAGAUUCCCCGGAGACGUGGUGCGCCUGCGUCGUUCCAGGGACCGUCGACCCGCACAGCUUCACUGCGACUCAAUGCUACCAUGGCAGUGGUAUUAUGGGCGGAAGCCGCGGGAAGGAGUUGUGGUGCACUCGUACCUAUGUUCCCAUUCGCGAGCUUUUCACCGAUAAGGAAUGCGGCUCGUACUACCCGGGUCUACUCGCCGUUUGCAAGGAGUGCUCCGGGAGCCCGGACAGUUCCGAGUGCCCAGCCAAAUGAGGGCGAUAAAAAGAGCCAGACGCUUCCAUAUCGCCUAGUGGUCUUCCAUUGUUGGAAUCACAUGACUAGCGCGUGCGCU